CAGCUCAAGCGUCCCCUGAUUCUGAGAUGCAAUCGCUGUUGAUGGAUCAGGGGCAGACUGACCAUUUGGAAACUCGGGCACUGCCCGAGGGCCUGGGGUCAGUAGGGGGCCCCAUGAGAUGCCCCUGGUACCUUUUGCAUAGGCUUUUUGAGUUUGCGCAAGGACACAGGAGCCCCAUGAUCCCCUAUUGCCCGGGGGCCCCAUGAGUUGUCAGUCCGCCCCUGUGCAACAACACCCUUGACUCCCACCCGAGAGAGCCUUCCACUACCCCUCCCCCAAACACCAGCCACCACCCGCAU
Molecule: messenger RNA, 299 nt
Organism: Staurois parvus
Lineage: Eukaryota; Metazoa; Chordata; Amphibia; Anura; Ranidae
Source: the annotation of a GenBank genome assembly